ACGUAUGAUCUAGUUACAUCGUGUUACGACUGACGCCAAAUACCAGCACCACGGAAGGUAGGGUUUGCGGCUUGUUGCUGAGAAACCUUAAGCAGAGAGUUCAGCAUCCGUUGCAGUCACCAUGGGUCGUAUGCAUAGUCGAGGUAAGGGUAUUUCCGCUUCAGCUUUGCCGUAUAAGAGAACUCCGCCAAGUUGGCUCAAAGUUUCCGCUCAAGAUGUCGAUGAGAACAUUUGCAAGUUUGCGAAGAAGGGUCUGACUCCAUCGCAGAUUGGUGUCAUUCUUCGUGAUUCUCACGGUAUUGCUCAGGUCAAGAGCGUUACAGGGAACAAGAUCCUGCGUAUCCUCAAGGCUCACGGCCUUGCCCCUGAAAUUCCUGAGGAUUUAUAUCACCUUAUCAAGAAAGCUGUUGCAAUAAGGAAGCAUCUCGAGAGGAAUAGGAAGGAUAAGGAUUCUAAGUUUCGAUUGAUCCUUGUUGAGAGUAGAAUUCACAGGCUUGCUCGCUACUACAAGAAAACAAAGAAGCUUCCUCCUGUCUGGAAAUAUGAGUCUACCACUGCCAGCACUCUCGUGGCAUAGGAUACUUUUGAGCUUGGCAAAAUUUUGCGAGAUUUUGAGCAACAUGAGUACGUGCAAAUUGGAAUGAGCAAGUUGUUUGGGUCCUUGUUAUGAUUUAUUUGAGGGCUUGUUUAUGUUGGUUUGGAGGAGGGAGCUUAGGACUUUUUCACUCUUGAGAUAUAGAUAUAUAUGGUGAAGUUUUUAGUAUUGUGGUUGACUAUUGAAGUAAAUGUUGAAGCUUUGAUUUGAGCUUUAACAAUUGCAUCUUAAAAGUUAAAAGGUGAAACAUGCUCUCAACUGUGUUGGUUUGAAGUAUUUUAAACCCUCGAUAACUUGCAAUAUAUUUAUCUUAGCUAUUCGUGCA
Messenger RNA from Tripterygium wilfordii, 920 nucleotides. Its product is annotated as 40S ribosomal protein S13-like. The record is from RefSeq and is a predicted model, not a curated record. Bases 122 to 577 code for a protein of 151 amino acids. Gene Ontology annotation, biological process: translation. Gene Ontology annotation, molecular function: small ribosomal subunit rRNA binding; structural constituent of ribosome. Gene Ontology annotation, cellular component: ribosome; cytosolic small ribosomal subunit; nucleolus. Lineage: Eukaryota; Viridiplantae; Streptophyta; Magnoliopsida; Celastrales; Celastraceae. The transcript has 5 exons.